GCUGACCCGCUGGAUCUGUUGUAGCGGAGAGGCGGCGCGCCGGAAAGCUACAGAAUAGCAAAAAACGAAAGCAGCGAUCAAAGCACUACUUUAAGGCUUUCAUUUGCCUCCCCUACCUAAGGUUUUAACCAAAGACGUCGAUAGAAGUUUGCAAAUCUAUGCCUGAAAGACGAAGGACUUGCAAAUACGUGUAAAUGCAAGUGAAGUAAGCGAUUUGGCCUUGUCAACUUGGCUAACGGAGGGCCGAGCUAACGCCAGCCGAGGAGCUAACUUUUCGCUAGCAAAAGCAAAACAAGGAAUGAGUGAUGACCUCUGUGGUGGUGUCAGAUGGAGGAGGAAACAUAGUGGAGUAUGUCACCGUGGUGGAAGAGCCCCAGCAGUGUGAACAGCAGCUGGCUGAGGAAGAGGAGGAUGAGGAGGAAGUGGUUCAGCAGGAAAUCGAGGCAGUGAUUGUGGAAGGAGGAGAGGAGGUGGAAGAAGAUGUGGAGGAAGAGGAGGGCGUGGUGCUGCAGGAGGAGGGCUGUCCGGCGGUGAUUGUGGAGGAGGUGCCCAGUGCUCAGGUAGAGGAGUGCUACUCUGCUCAGGUCCUGGUCUACGAUGACGAGACAUACCUAAUGCAGGAUGUUGCUGAGGAGCAGGAGGUGGUCACAGAGGUGGCUGAGACUGUGGAGAUGACGACUCAGGACAUGGUGUGCUUCGACAAAACAUUUGAAGCGGCUGAAGCUCUGCUGCACAUGGAGUCUCCUGGAGGUCUGCACAAUGAACGAAACACAGCAGAAGAUGUGAUGAUGGAGACGGUGGUGGAGGUGUCAACGGAGUGUGGACCCAUAGAAGAAGAGUCCUUCCCCAUCCCUCCUGAGUGUGAACCUGCUGCCAAGAAGAAGAGAGGAGGUGGACGUAAGCCAAAGACGAACCAGCCUGCCUCCAACGGCUCCUUUGACCUGGGGAUCAAGAAGAGACAGAGGGAGGGCAAAGGUAGCACCACAUACCUUUGGGAGUUCCUGUUGGAGCUGCUGCAGGAUAAAAACACCUGCCCCAGGUACAUCAAGUGGAUGCAGAGAGAGAAGGGCAUCUUCAAACUGGUCGACUCAAAGGCCGUGUCCAAACUGUGGGGGAAACACAAGAACAAGCCUGACAUGAACUAUGAGACCAUGGGCCGAGCUCUGAGGUAUUAUUACCAGAGAGGCAUCCUGGCAAAAGUGGAGGGACAGCGGCUGGCUUACCAGUUCAAAGACAUGCCCAAGAACAUCCGAGUGAUCGAGGAUGAGGAGGAUGGAGAAGAGGUGGAGGACAGCGAAGGGAUGAUGUCCGCGCAGCAGGGCCCUGCAGGCGUGGGCACACACUCCCCCGCUGCAACCCAGCCACAGCAGACCUACGUCACUGUCAUACCUACCAACGCUGCCACAAGGCCCAUCAGAGCCAUGCCUGUCGUCAUGACUAACUCCCUGGGUCAGGUGACGUUAAACUCCUCCUCCAUCCUCACCACCACCACUGGAGUCCCAGUUACAGUAGCCAAUGCCUCGGCCAGUGCUCCACCCAAACUAGUAAUCCAGGCGCUGCCAACUGUGCUGCCCGCCGGCUCCAAAGCAGGAGAGAAGAUCACCAUCAUCACCAUCCCGGCAAACCAGCUGGCCACGCUCAUGCAGGCCAACCCAGCCGGCCAGAUCACACAGCUCAUCCAGGCUAAGCCUGUCGCCACGACGAUAGCGCAGGCCACUGUAAAACCAGCCGCAGCCCCAACAGUCCAGUUGAGCACCACGGGUCGGCCCGCCCCGCAGCUCAUCCUGGCUAAACCAGCAGCUGUGGCCCAGGCCCUGCCACAGCUCUCUGUCCAAGUCAGCCAGCCUCCCCCUGCCCCCCCCAAAACCCCCACUCAGACCCCCAAUCCAGUGGUAGUACAAUCAGAGGCGGUGGUUGAAGCUCAGCCCCCCUCCAGCCCAGCAGCAGCAUCAGCAGAAAACACAUCGUCCUGAGAGCUCCACCCAGAGGAGGGGGAGGGACGGGGGGUUACAGGAAGUGACUGUGGACACUGCUAAGGAAGUGCAGGAUGCAUCCCAACCCCCCCACCCUGCCACAGAGCUCUCUGAUAGGCUCAGACAGUUGCCACGGAGACGUCUGCCCCUACACAGGAAUAAAGGGACUUGUAGAAACACAGACAGACAGACGGGUCUGAGCUCCGAGGACGUGAGCAGCCUUAGAUUGUAAAUGAAAACUUGUUUUUGUAAUCAGAUGUAAUAUAAGAAGCCUGACAGACUUUGUUGUAAACACAAAUGUAAAAAAGCAUUUUUGAUACUCAGCCGUGUGUUUCAGUCCGGACAUCGUUUCAACUCAUCUCUUUGUUUCUGUCUCAGUCGAAGGUUCGACUGCAGACUUCGUCCCUCCACAGCACUGUCUCACCCUCCAUCAGCUGUCUGUCUUUUUUACUGUUCACAUAAAGGGAGUGGAAGGACGUCUGCAUUGACAGACAGCUAAACUGUGUGCUCCACAUCUGAAGUAUAAUAUACUAUUUUUUUUUUUCUUGUACUAUCAGUGUAAUGAAGUAGAUUUUACUGGAAUAUGUAUUAUAAAAAAACAAAUGUGACAAAGCGGUCUGAGGUUGUUUUCAUUCAUCCACUCUCUUAUUAUUACUAAAACCUAAUUUAUAGUCCUGCUUUAAAGGUAUGUCACAAGUCUGUAUUACAUUUUCUGUAGUGUGUUGCUCAUCAGUGCUUCAAAUCCCAGUUCUGAACGAAAUAGGGCAUGAUAGUGUGACUGAGAGCUCUUAACCGUAUAGCUACGGACAAAAGAUCAACUCAGCUCAAUGAUCAACUGGGAUAUUCAGGUGUAGGAAAAUCCCAGUAGAUCAGCAAUUGGUAUAAUACUCAACCGAACCUGUCUGACACGAACAACCAUGGCUCAACCAAUA
This is a messenger RNA of Cheilinus undulatus (humphead wrasse), 2905 nucleotides long. It is a transcript of the gene elf2a, whose product is annotated as E74-like factor 2a (ets domain transcription factor). Gene Ontology annotation, biological process: regulation of transcription by RNA polymerase II; cell differentiation. Bases 306 to 1973 code for a protein of 555 amino acids. The record is from RefSeq and is a predicted model, not a curated record. The transcript has 9 exons. NCBI's taxonomy places the organism in Eukaryota, Metazoa, Chordata, Actinopteri, Labriformes, Labridae. Gene Ontology annotation, cellular component: nucleus. Gene Ontology annotation, molecular function: sequence-specific DNA binding; DNA-binding transcription factor activity, RNA polymerase II-specific.